CAGUAAGUGCGCGCGUGCAAGGGAUGAAUACUGUCAAGUUGGCAACGAACAAACGACCACAGUUACUCGCGCUUCGCGUCUAGUGUAGUUGGCAUCCAACGCACUUCAAUCUCAUUGACAUGUGCAUCCUCAUAGCCUUAUGCAGGCUCCUGAUCAAUGCACGGCGCCACUUCGGAAAACCGACACAAAUCGGCGAUCUUCGUGGCAGGGCAGUCUAUUAAGCACAAGCGACAACGUCCGGCGAGAACGCAGAUCAAGUCGGUCGGGCCGGUCUACAACAACGGUCGCGACAGCACUUCUUCGCCGCCCCGUCCGCCUACAACAACGGCAGCCGAGAGAGCCAUCUUAAGUGCAAAUCAGUUUACUGCUGGUGCUGUCAAGAUGGGGCCCACUCCAAGCUGGGCUGCGCGCGGACGCGCUGCGGUGGCGCUCAGUGCGUCCCUGUUCUUUCAGCUCCUGGUCUUGGCGGGCUGUGCAACAUUCGCAUUCUUCAUGUUUGUGACGCCCACCCGCUGGUACCUCGUCCGCGAAGCCGAGUUCAUAGCCUGGCGCAACUCCCUCAUCCUGCCCUACACCUUCAUCAACGGCACCACCGGCCGCACCACCCCUCUGCUGAGUGGGACCAUAAGCUGGCUGGUUAUCUGGCAAUGGACCACAACCCUGGCGGCGGCGCUGGGUGCCGCGGGCCUGUUGUGGGUGGCCUCCCUCAACUCCGCCUCUUCCCCCACUCCCAAUAAGAGUUCGUCUUCCAAGCGCCCGCAGGCAUGCUGGUCCCUGGGACGCGCAAUUAAAAGGGCCCUCACCCGUGCCCGUCGCGUGCUGCACCACCCGCUGCCUCCCCGUGGCAUGUGGCGCACGCUGUUUGGCCCCGGGGGCCUGAGCGUCCUGGACAUGUUCUUGAUCCUGUUCUGGUUUGCGAUCCACGCCAUGUGGAUGUACGAGAUGACCAUGCGUGUCUUGGACAACCGCCGUGCCAACCCGCCGCCGCCCCGACCCCGCAGCCCUCCUCCAGCCUCCGCCGCCCGGCCACUUCCCGCCGCAUCCACCAGCUCCUCCACCAACGCCUCCGCCUCCAGCGGCACCGCGUCCUCUCCCAGGCCCGCCGCCCGUCUCCUGCUAGGCGCCACCCACAGCCGCACCCUCCUCCAGUCCCAGUCCCAGUCCCAGUCCGCCUACCCGCCGCCGCCCAAGUCCGCCAACAGCACCAAGGCCGCCGCGCCCCCGCCGCCAACCGUGCGGAGGCUGAAGCCCCUGCCCGAAGUCGUACAGGACAGUGUCGCCAAGUACUCUGGCUGGGUGGGCCGCCUGGACCUGCUGCUGCUGUUCUUCCCUCUGCCGCGCUGCAACUUCCUGCACUGGCUGCUGGGGAGCGACUUCCCCACCUUGGUCAAGUACCACAGGUGGUUGGGCCACGGCACGAUGCUGAUCAACUCCAUCCACGGCAUCGUAUACAUGGGCAUGUGGGCCAACGCCGGCACCCUGACGACCAUGCUGAAUUGGGGCAUGGGCGCCGGCGUCAAUCGUCUUGCUGGCCUCAUCUCGCUGUGCGGCGGCUGGCUCCUUUGGAUCACCUGCAUCCCCAUCAUUCGCAGGCGCUUCUUCAACGUUUUCUACAUCAGCCACAUCCUCGGCGCGAUCAUAUUUCUUCUGUUCGGCUUCAUGCACCGCAAGGACGUGGCCACCUGGGUCAUGCCGGGCAUCUUCCUGUACCUUCUCGAUGUGGUGCUGCGGACCAUCCAGCAGUGCUUCAACGCGACGCGCGUGUCUCUCGUUGCAUCUCCUGCCGACACUCCUGCAAGCAUCAAGCGCGCCGUCAUGUCCAUGCCCCAGGGCGGCAGCGGCGGUGUGGCUGCGAGCCUGUCCCGUGACGGCGGCGUGCUGACCCUCACCAUCCCCUGCGACCAGUCCAUGACCUGGUGUGGCGGCGACAUCGUGUUCCUGAACCUGCCCUGUGUCAGCUGGUGGCAGUGGCACCCCUUCACCAUCGCCAACACCUCCGCUACCUUUGACCACCCCGCCGCCGCCACACCCUCGCCCGGCGCCGAGCCCCACUUCGCCAAGGACUCCAGCAUGUCCUCCACCAGCGCCUCAUCGGGUGCCGCGGCUGCCGCCGCCUCCGGUGCACGUGUGCGCUACAUGCAGGUGCACAUCAAGAAGUACAAUGCCUGGACCCGGAGCCUCAUCAAACAGCUGGAAGCUUCCGGCGGCGCCUCCUCCCUGGCCCUGUACGUCAGCGGCCCCUACCAUCCGCCCACCCUCACCGGCUCCAACAGCUACAGCCGCCGCCUGGUGAACGGCUUCCGGCGCCACGUCUUCAUUGCGGGCGGCAUUGGGGUCACACCCGCCCUGGGAAUGAUCCAGGAGCUGAUUGCCGCACGCCGCAACACCAACACCAACAACAACACCAACAACACCAACACCGGCACCAAUGACGACAAGGCCCACGGCCGCGUGACGUUCGUGUGGGUGAGCCGCAGCGCUGACGAGCUGGAGGCGGUGCUACCGGCCGAGGUGCUGGAGGAGGCCAACCGGGGCAAGGACGGUUGGCUUGACAUGCAGCUCUACAUCACCGGCAGUAGCAACAACAGCAACAGCAAGGCCGCCGCCGCCUCGGCAAUCACGGUGGACGUUGCCGCGGACGCAAACACCGCCGCCGGAGCCGCCGACGCCUCGGCUGCUGCCGCUGCCGAGGCCAAGCUCGCCAGCCUCACCCCGGCGUUCUCUCGCUCCUAUGCGACCUUCAGCCACGCUCUGUCAGGCCUCAGCGGCCUUCGCCGCAGUGGCAGCAACAGCAGCAGCGGCGACAUUGGCAGUGGCCUGGCCGGCGGCUUCUUUGGCUUUCGCUCCGUGUGGGACCCGGUGGCCGCGGUUGUCUUCCUGCCCGGAUACCUGCUGGUGCUUGCGGCCGGUGCCGUGCGGUGGGCGGCGUUUGGAGCCGUCAAGGCCAGGCCUCUGGCUCACCCCUACAUCGCGGGUGGGCCGCUGAUGUGGGCGGUGGCUGUGGUGCUGUGCUUCGCGGGCGGCUUCGGCGGACUCAUCACCGCACAGUCGUACGACGGUUACGCCGCCCGUACGGUGGCGGUGCGGUCGGACUACUCGUAUGUGGGCAUGCUGCAGUUUGCGGCGCUGGGUGUGGGCGCGGUGCUGGGACCCGCGCUGCUGGCCCUGGUGAUGCACGCCAUGUGCAGGCUUCUCAGCCUGAAGAGGCGCACCGCCAACGUAACCGAAAUGGAGUCACAGCCUUCCGCCUCAGGCUCCGACGCCUCGCCCGCUGACUGCCGCAUCGGCGUCACGGUCACAGCUGGCACCAACGCCGCCACCGGUGCUGCCUCCAAGGCUCUGGCCGCGCCGCCGCCGGCUCACGUGCCCACCGCCGCCGCCUACAUCAGCACCGGACGCCCCGACCUCAAGACCAUCCUCACGCACGCCGCCGCGCCCUACGCCCCGGACGGUGAGGCGGUUGAGGAUGACCAGGCCGCUGCUGUGGGCGUUUUCGUGGCCGGGCCGGCCCCUCUGGUGGCGGCUGUGGCGGACACGUGCGCUGCUGUGAACGGUGUGUGGGCUGCGCUGUUUGGCGGCUGCUGCGGUGGCGGUGUGGGUGGCCGUGCUUACCUGGAGCUGCACGCGCUGACGCAUGAGCUGUAGAGUGCAUGCGGGUACAUGACGUAGGCUGGGUGCUGGCGGAGUGGUGGUGGAGCGUGCUGGAGCACUCACUUUGCGGGCAAUCAGUGACGAACGGUGACGGUGCGUGGUGGCGAUGGUGAUGGGUGCUAUAUAUAAGUAAGGCGAGCGGCUGUUUAUUUAUCGCACUGCUGCCGUCGGACGGAGCGAGGAGGCAACAGGUUGUGGCCCAUAGAAGUCAUGAGUGUGCGCACCAGCAGUGAAGCCUUCCAUUUAGCGCAACCUUGCUUGCUUGCAUGCUAUCUACACAUACACAUGCUUGGCGGCGGUUAGGUACAGUGUCCCGUCCCUACCUCCGUUGUGGGCACUGUGCGUGUUUGCUGCUGGUGUUUUGGGCGUGAAAAGCGAGUGCGUGGGAAUACAUGGGGCAUGCAGUGGCCAGACCAAGUGCCAGGCCCCAUGCCCCGAAACCUCCCUCGCGGGGACAAGCGAUCCCCUCACGGAACCCUAAAACCUGGUUGUUUAGGGGUUAAACCCCCUCCCUGUAAUACCAAAGUGCU
Molecule: messenger RNA, 4181 nt
Organism: Chlamydomonas reinhardtii
Lineage: Eukaryota; Viridiplantae; Chlorophyta; Chlorophyceae; Chlamydomonadales; Chlamydomonadaceae
Exons: 19
Coding region: 382-3645 (1087 amino acids)
Cellular component (GO): plasma membrane
Molecular function (GO): oxidoreductase activity
Source: RefSeq, a predicted model, not a curated record